Messenger RNA from Podospora anserina S mat+, 1365 nucleotides. RefSeq lists its product as uncharacterized. The transcript is spliced from 5 exons. Bases 1 to 1365 code for a protein of 454 amino acids. Gene Ontology annotation, biological process: lipid metabolic process. The record is from RefSeq and is a predicted model, not a curated record. Lineage: Eukaryota; Fungi; Ascomycota; Sordariomycetes; Sordariales; Podosporaceae.
AUGGCGUGGAUUCGAAAGGCUCUGCCGCGGCGCACUAUCCAAGCAUCUGCAAAGUCCACUGUCACUGAAUCGGCUUCAAUGUCGGACUGUAACUUGGCCUCGGUGCAAGCCUCCGUAGCAGCAUGCGCUGCGGUGGCCGACCUGACUGCAGGUCUGGACUUUGUGUUUGAUCGGCUCGGAGAUGAAGGCGAUCCUGGAGAUGAGCUACAGUAUCACCUAGACCAGCUCUGCCAACAAGCGGAGAGGUAUACAGACUCCUCCCUACAGGAUAAUGCCGGGGAGGAGUGGUCCUGCUCUCCGGGUACUGGCGAGCUUAUUAGAGCGGCCUGCCAGUGUGCGGUUAUGGUCUACGAUCAGACACAACCAAUUGGUGUCAAGGGGUUCGAUAUCGAACCUGUGCUGCACCGUAGCCCGUCCUCGAUGGGUACCGUCAAGGCUUACUCAAUGUGGAAGAUCCCGUUCACCCCGAUUCCAGGGUGGAGUGGGAAAACGUUGGUAGUCUCCAUUCGAGGAACGGCAACCGUCAUGGACCACAUGGUGAACAUGAAUGGGAAGCCCAAGGAUGCCAGCACACUUUUCAAGAUACUCUCAAAGGGACAGCGGGUCAAUGUCCAGGCCCAUGCCGGAUUCCUCGGCUGUGCUCACGACAUGAUACCCACCGUUACCGCAGACGUCAGGCAGCAACUGCUUGCAGACGAAAAGAUACGCAACAUCGUUUUCACUGGCCACUCUGCUGGAGGUGCAGUAGCAUCUCUUGUGUUUCUCCACUUUCUAUUCCAGCAAAACCCCGAUCCAUGGAUUUCCAACUGCAAACCCUCCCUCGUCACCUUCGGGUCACCGCCCAUUACCAGCAUUAGCCUCACUGACAUCUGUAAAGACAGCUCCAGCAUUGGUGUGUUGCUGUCAAUAGUCAAUGAGUACGACAUGAUAUCCCGAGCAGACGGACCAUAUCUCCAGUCAGUUGUCGACCUUUAUCGAUCUCGCCACGGUCUGCCACCGGUUUUCAACAGUUCCGCAGCAACAGCAGAGCGUGAUUCAAAGUCCUGGCCACUCCGUUUGCCAACAUUUCAUCUUUUGGGAGACAUCGUUGUGCUCAAGCUGCAUCUCGUCGACCUACCGUCCGUCCAGGGGGACGAUGCGCUUUCGCAGGCGUCCACAAUCGUGGUACCGACACUCAAGGCGGUCAAGGUAUCACCACAGGAAUUUGCAAAGUUGUUGUUCUGUGAUAUUUCGACCCACAGGAGGAAGGCGUACAUUGAGCGCAUGGAGAUGCUGGCGACGCAGCUCUGGGACGAUUCCUCAUCCUUGAACACAAGUUUAGGUGAACUGGUUCUGGAAACAUCGGUACUGAAUCUUAGAAAUUGA